CCAUAGGAACGAAAGAGCAAAUCGAGGGCCGGCCAAGCCGUGUUACAGGCCGCAUAAUAAACGGUUCCCCGACUGCUUAGCUUUCACUCUGCGGCUGCCAUCUUGUUUAUUAGGCCGGUGGUAGUGAAGGCGGCUCUUUCGUUUCCUGAACGUUGCCGUUUCGCCGUAAGUAAUAGGGAGAGGGAGCCUCCUGUAGGUCGAAGUUGUGCAGCUCCCCUCUCUCCCUUCUUGACAAGAGAGUGGAUGUGCCUUAUAAUCAUAGAAUUGCGGAGUUGGAAGGGACCACAGGGGUCAUCUAAACCAACCCUCUGCAACUCGGGACUCGAACCCAUGACCCUAGCACUGCAGUUUCUUAGGAAGACACUACAGUACAGUAUUGUAAAACCUGUGAGAUGGCCAUGCCCACUGCUGCCAUGUACACACACCCCUUUGAAGAAUUUACCAGGAGGAAAUGCAUCUUUGGCCUGAAAAACUUUCCCUACCACUGACAUAAUAAGACUGGACCAGCUGUCUCCAAACAAGUAUCCAGGUGAAAGCAUUUUGCAGCAGGUAUGCAGUAUAAGUAUUGGCAAUGACUCUUCAUGAGAUUGUUCAGACUGCAGCCAGUUUGUAUCCUGAGAGAAGAGCAGUAUGCUUUGAUGAAUGCAUCAAUAAGGUUCCAGUUAUCUACACUUACAAAACGGUUAUUAACCUAGCCAUAGAACUUACCGAUUUCCUGAAGAAACAUUGUAAUUUCACCGAACGAUUUGAAAUAGGCCUCUACUGCUACCCAGGAAUAAAUCUGCCUUCUUGGAUUAUAGGAAUUCUCCAAGUGCCAGCUGCCUAUUCCCCUAUUGAUCCAGAUGCCCCUCCAAACUUGUCUGCAUAUUUCAUGAAAAAGUGUAACUUCCAAUAUGUCCUUGUGGAGAAAGACAGAGUUGAUAAAUUCACAGUAGCACAUGGGCAUUUGUUCUGCCAUAAUUCCUUUGAAAUACCAAAAGUUGGUUUGAUUCUUUUCCAGAGGAAGGGCAGUAAUAUUGAACAUUUAAACAAUAGCAAUGAAAGUUAUGCCGUGCCAAGUGGCUUAGAGACACGAGCCUUGGACCAGCUUGAGACAAAACCAUUCAAAGACCUGCUGGAUGUCAGACAGCAAUGCUCCAUAGCAUAUAUUUUACAUACAUCUGGAACAACAGGGAUCCCUAAAAUUGUCCGGGUACCUCACAAAUGCAUACUGCCAAAUAUUCUUCAUCUUCGAGAUGUAUUUAAGGUCACACCAGAUGAUACAGUGUUUAUGGCCUCUCCCCUGACGUUUGAUCCAUCUGUAAUUGAGCUGUUCAUUGCUCUGGCAAGUGGGGCUUCCCUGCUUAUAGUUCCUAACCUGAUUAAAAUGAUGCCACAGGAGUUGUCUGAGGCUCUUUUUCAGCACCACAGAGUGUCUGUAUUACAGGCUACACCCACACUUCUGCGCAGAUUUGGAGUUCAGCGCAUUAAAUCAACAUUGUUGUCUGCUGAUACGUCACUGCGAAUCUUAGCUCUUGGUGGAGAAGCAUUUCCUGGACUGAAUGUGCUAAGAAGCUGGAGAGGAAAGGGAAACAAAACACACGUGUUUAAUAUCUAUGGUAUUACAGAAGUUUCCUGCUGGGCCACAUGCUACAAGGUUCCCGAGGAGGUUUUUAGUUCUGAUCACCGAUUUGAUUCCCUUGUACCACUGGGAACCCCACUGUCUGGAACAAUAGUUGAAGUCAAAGAUGCUAAUGGUUCUACCGUUCUAGAAGGUGAAGGUCAAGUGUUCAUAGGAGGUGAGGAACGUGUCUGCUUUCUUGAUGAUGAAGUAACACUACCUAAGGGCACAAUGAGAGCAACUGGAGACUUCGUAAGAGUAAAAGAUACCGAAAUGUUAUUCUUGGGGCGGAAGGACAAUCAAAUUAAACGUCAUGGCAAGCGCCUCAGUAUUGAAUAUGUACAGCAGAUUGCGGAAGGCUACUGUCAAGUGGAAACAUGUGCUGUGAUAUGGUAUCAACAGGAAAAAUUAAUUCUGUUCGUUGUGCCCAAAGGCAAUUUUAAAAAAAGAGACAUUUUAAAGAAACUCCAGGAAUGUCUUCCUAGCCAUGCAGUCCCAGAUGAGGUUUUGCUGAUUGACACUUUACCAUUCACAUCACAUGGCAAAAUGGAUGUGUCUGAGCUGAGCAGGAUUUACAACAGCCAUUUGAACUCUAGAAGGAGUGACAGUAAGCUGAACGAGAAUGAAUUGUGGGAGAGAUUGCAGCAUUUAUGGAAGGCUGUUCUGAAUUUCCCAGAUGAAUCCACAAGCAUUUUAAAAGAGUCACGGUUUUUGCACAGUGGUGGGGAUUCCUUCAAAUCAUUACAGUUCCAUGAUGAAAUUGAACAUAUGGUAGGCAAGCCUGUCCCUGGCCUCCUGGAAAUUAUUCUCAGUAGAUCCAUCGAAGAGGUCUACAGGCAUAUCUUAAAAACAGUUUUCCCAAGCGAAAACCUGAAAUUAAGCUGUAACAAUGCUGUAAAAAGAAAGCUGAGUGAAAGCAACAGCGAGGAGCCCAGUAAAAAGUAUGUGCAGCUAAAACCUGAAAGAUCCCCAGUAGUUGAAUCAAAUAUUGUUGGAUUUACUGCCGUGACCCGAGGAAACCGGUUGUUGUCUAUGAGUGACCCCUUGAAGAACCCCAGUAAUACAGAGCAAGCAGGAGAGAGCGAAGUUUUGCCGAGCAUGCGGGAUAAAACAAUUGUCAGCAGUGCAAAUAUGGCAGAAGAUGAUUCUAUACUAAACACUCCUGUACAUGAGAAUCUUGGGCAAACGGCUGAAAAGUUAAUGUUGCAUCUCAGAUGGAAGUCAGACCUGGGCAAAUGUGUGGAUGCAUCUCCACUAGUUGUCACCGAAAAAUUAUCUGCCUUUGUGUAUAUUGGAUCGCAUUCUCACGUGAUUCAAGCAAUUGACCUAUAUUCAGGAAAAGUCAAGUGGGAGAGAAACCUUGCGGAUCGGAUUGAGUCGUCCGCCUGCGUAUCUAGGUGCGGAAACUUCCUUGUUGUUGGAUGUUAUAAUGGGUUGGUAUAUGUCCUCAGAAGGAGUGAUGGGGAAACACACUGGACAUUUGCGACUGAGGAUGCUGUGAAAAGUUCUCCAGCUGUAGAUCCUUCCACAGGAGUAGUCUUCAUUGGAUCUCAUGACCGUCAUGUAUACGCUUUAGAUAUUUAUAGGAAAGAGUGUGUCUGGAAAUUACACUGUGAAGCUGGAGCUGUAUUCGCCUCUCCUCACCUAAAUCUGUUACCACAUCACCUGUAUAUUGCUACACUUGGAGGGCUGCUGCUAGCUGUAAAUCCAAUUACGGGGAACGCAAUCUGGAAGAGCUUUUGCGGAAAACCUAUCUUCUCAUCACCACAUUGCAACAAGGACUGUGUAUGUGUAGGAUGUGUGGAUGGAAAUUUAUAUUGCUUUAGCCACUUUGGAGAAAAGAUAUGGAAGUUUUCCAGCAAUGGACCAAUUUUUUCAUCGCCAUGUAUUUCAGAUUUUUCCAGCGAUAUAUUUUUUGGAUCCCAUGACAACUUUACUUACUGCUGUAGUACGGAAGGUAAUUUAAUGUGGAAAUUUGAAACAACAUCAACUGUAUAUGCAAUUCCAUUUGUUUUCCAUCAUCCUGCCUUCCAAGAUGAAACACUUCUGGCAGUGGCAUCCACAGAUGGCAGAAUAUGGAUCUUGAAUGCCAAGACUGGCUUUGUACAAGGUGAAGAGAAGCUUCCAGGAGAAGUGUUCUCAUCUCCUGUUGUAUGGGGAACAACGAUCAUUGUAGGCUGUAGAAAUAACUAUAUUUAUUGCUUUGAUUUAUGUGUUUUUAAAACCAAAUAAGGUGCCUAAAAUUUCCCU
Podarcis raffonei (Aeolian wall lizard) is the source of this 3850-nucleotide messenger RNA. RefSeq names its product aminoadipate-semialdehyde dehydrogenase (gene AASDH). Gene Ontology annotation, biological process: amino acid activation for nonribosomal peptide biosynthetic process. Lineage: Eukaryota; Metazoa; Chordata; Lepidosauria; Squamata; Lacertidae. Gene Ontology annotation, molecular function: protein binding. Bases 572 to 3832 code for a protein of 1086 amino acids. The record is from RefSeq and is a predicted model, not a curated record. The transcript is spliced from 16 exons.